Molecule: messenger RNA, 6783 nt
Organism: Vombatus ursinus (common wombat)
Lineage: Eukaryota; Metazoa; Chordata; Mammalia; Diprotodontia; Vombatidae
Gene: ZNF827
Product: zinc finger protein 827
Exons: 14
Coding region: 514-4515 (1333 amino acids)
Biological process (GO): regulation of gene expression
Cellular component (GO): nucleus
Source: RefSeq, a predicted model, not a curated record
AGAGAGCGAGAGAGAGCGAGAGAGCGAGCUGUGAGCUCGGCUGCUGCCGCUGCUGCCCUUUGAUCCCUGCAUUAGUGUUAGGGGCUUGGAGACACACAGAGAGCGGCCAUAGACACCGCCGCACCAGGGCUCAUUAUCUACCCCACACAUAACACACAAGCAUAGGACCCACACAUACAUACACAGAGACACCACUAAGCAGAUCCAUUGAAGAAUAUAUACGAUCGGGGACAAGCCAGGUGCACGACCAAAAAAAAAAAAAAAGGAGGAGGGGGGGAGAGGUUGGAAAGGAAAAAAAAAAAAAGAAAGAAAAGAAGAAAACCCCUCUUCUGGCUUCAGGAGACCAGCUUCAACCCACUGCCCAGGGCUGCGAGAAGGGAUUCCCCCUGCUCUUCUCUCUCCCGGCUCCCCGCCUGCCUCGCCUGCCGCUGCCCGGGUCUGCCUCGGUGCCCCCACGGGGGUUUUAUUUGAUCUCCCAUUACCCAAGGAGGAGAAUGUGAGAAAAGGGGGAAAAUGCCCAGGAGGAAGCAGGAGCAGCCCAAGCGCCUUCCCUCACAUGGUAGUAGACAGGAAGACGCAGAAGGAGAAAUUAGUGAGGAAGAACAUUGGUUUGGAAACUCUUCGGAGACCCCAUCAGAAGCAUCCUAUGGAGAAGUCCAGGAGAAUUAUAAACUUUCUCUCGAGGACAGAAUCCAAGAGCAAUCAACUUCCCCGGACACUUCCUUGGGAAGUGCGACCCCCAGUAGCAAUACCUUGGAGCUGAUAGCUCUGGAAAGUGAGGCCCUACGAGACCCAUUACAGUGUCAAGGUCACCUUUCUCCUGGUGUGUCUUCUUUGUGUGAUGAUGAUACCCCUGGUUCAAACAAGCCUCUGAGCAGCAAUCUGAGGAGGCUGUUGGAGGCUGGUUCCCUCAAACUAGAUGCCACAGUCACCGCCAAUGGCCGAGUGGAGUCUCCAGUCAACCUUGGCUCAAAUCUCUCCUUUUCUCCACCAUCUCAUCAUGCCCAACAGCUAAGUGUUCUUGCUAGAAAGCUGGCUGAGAAGCAAGAACAGAAUGACCAAUACAUUGCUGGUAAUCGCUUCAUAUGGAAUCAAGGCAAAUGGCUGCCAAACUCAACCAACACCUGCGGCUUGUCGCCUGAUUCUGCCAUCCUCAAGUUGAAAGCAGCAGCCAACGCUGUCCUCCAGGACAAAUCUCUCACGCGGACUGAGGAGACGAUGCGGUUCGAAUCCUUCCCUUCACCGUUCAGCUCCCAGUCUGCCAGUUCCACUUUGGCAGCUUUAUCCAAGAAAGUGAGUGAGAGAAGCUUGACCCCUGGGCAGGAGCACCCUCCCCCUGCCAGCUCUUUUCUCUCUCUGGCUUCUAUGACCUCCUCAGCAGCUCUUCUGAAAGAGGUCGCUGCAAGAGCUGCUGGGAGUCUUUUGGCCGAGAAGUCUUCACUGGUGCCUGAAGAUCCUUUGCCGCCUCAGCCUUUGGAGAAAAAACAAGAAAAAGGAACCCCACCCCAGUCCUUGGAGUUACUGUUGCUCCCCGUACCCAAGGGAAGGGUUUCAAAACCCACAAAUCCAGCCCCAGAAGAAGAAGGAGGAAAACCUUUCCAGUGCCCGAUAUGUGGUUUGGUUAUAAAACGGAAGAGUUACUGGAAGCGGCAUAUGGUGAUUCACACCGGUUUAAAAAGUCACCAGUGCCCUCUCUGUCCAUUCCGGUGUGCCCGCAAGGACAAUCUCAAAUCCCAUAUGAAGGUUCAUCAACACCAGGACCGAGGCGAGACCUUCCAGUGCCAGCUAUGUCCUUUUACCUCCUCCCGUCACUUUAGCCUAAAGCUCCACAUGCGAUGCCACCAGCACUUCCUGAGGACAGAAGCCAAGGUGAAGGAGGAGAUCCCAGAAACAGAUGUGAAGGGGUCCCCGCAGCUCAGUGAGAGUGCCUGUCUGGGACAGCAAAGAGAAGGAGCAGGCACAGAGUUAGUGGGGACUCCAGUCCUGUCUAGAACUCCAGAAAGGACUAGCCAGAGCAGUACUGGUAUUCCACCUUUGCUGGUCAAGGAAGAGCCCAAGGAAGAUAAUGGCCUGUCCCCUUCUUUUACCCUGAAUGUUGCCGAUAGACCCAUGAACAACACAAAAUUGAAAGACACCUCAGACUACGUAGCCAACACCGCGUCAGCGUUGUUCAGCCAAGACAUCUCCGUGAAGAUGGCAUCGGACUUUCUCAUGAAGCUGUCAGCGGCAAAUCAGAAGGAGCCCAUGACUCUUACAUUGAAAGUGAAAGAGGAGCCGAAGGACGAGGAAGUUCUGAGUUCCACAUUGCCUCAGUCCAGCUAUGUGUUCAGGCCGGGAUCCGAAGUGUCAGCCUCCAGCCUCCCCGAGGACACGAUGAAGCCACAGGAAGGGCUAAGGAGGGAUAUGUCUGUCAAAGCAGCAUCAGAGCUUCUUAUGAAGCUAUCAGCUGAAAGCUACAAGGAAACACAGGCAGUGAAGAUCAAAGAGGAGCCCAUGGAAGUUGACAUCCAUGACUCCCGGGCCUCGAUAUCACCAAGCCGGAAUGUGGGCUAUAGCACUUUAUUAGGGCGAGAGAAAACCGAACCCUUACAAAAGAUGCCAGAGGGCAGACUGGGCCCUGAAAGGAGCCUCUUCAGUCAGGAUAUUUCUGUGAAGAUGGCUUCAGAGCUCCUCUUCCAACUGUCAGAAAAGGUGAGCAAAGAGCACAAUCAUACUAAAGAGAACACCAUCCGGACUACCACGAGCCCUUUCUUUUCGGAAGAUUCAUUUAGACAAUCACCAUUCACCUCCAAUUCAAAAGAUCUGCUGCCCAGCGAGUCUGUGCUCCACACGAGAACAUCGGCCCCAGAAACAGACAAGAUAGGGUUGGAGGCAGGAAAUGGAUUACCAUCCUGGAAAUUCAAUGACCAGCUUUUUCCCUGCGACGUAUGUGGGAAAGUGUUUGGCCGACAGCAGACGUUGUCCCGACAUCUCUCACUGCACACAGAGGAGAGAAAAUUCAAAUGCCACUUGUGCCCCUAUGCGGCUAAGUGCCGUGCAAACCUGAACCAGCACCUGACUGUCCAUGCCGUGAAGCUGGUGAGCACUGACACCGAGGACAUUGUCAGCGCCGUCACUUCGGAAGGCAGUGAUGGAAGGAAGCACCCUUAUUAUUACAGUUGUCACGUGUGUGGUUUUGAGACCGAGCUCAAUGUCCAGUUUGUCAGUCAUAUGUCCCUCCACGUGGACAAGGAACAGUGGAUGUUUUCAAUCUGCUGCACCGCCUGCGACUUUGUCACCAUGGAAGAGGCUGAUAUUAAGGCUCACAUCAGCGCCAAGCACACAGGGGAAGAGAGAAAGACUCCCAGUGAAUCCAACAGUCCUUCUUCAUCUUCUCUGUCGGCACUUAGUGAUUCAGCUAACAGCAAAGAUGACUCGGACGUCACCCAGAAAAACAAGGGAGGCAACAACCUCCUGGUCAUUUCCGUAGUGCCUGGGAGCCAGUCCUUAAUGAACACGGAAGAAAAGUCAGAGAAAGGGUUCGAAUGUGUUUUCUGCAACUUCGUCUGCAAGACGAAGAACAUGUUUGAACGCCACCUGCAGAUCCACCUUAUCACACGGAUGUUUGAGUGUGACGUGUGCCACAAGUUUAUGAAGACUCCCGAGCAGCUGCUGGAGCACAAGAAGUGCCACACUGUCCCCACUGGUGGGCUCAAGUGCCCAUUCUGCAUUUACUCCACCAACCGCCCCGCAGCCAUGGAGUGCCACCUGAAGACCCACUACAAGAUGGAGUACAAGUGCCGGAUCUGCCAGAUGGUCAAGGCCAACCAGCUGGAGCUGGAGAUGCACAUUCGGGAGCAUCGCCUUGGCAACCACUACAAAUGCGACCAGUGUGGCUACCUGUCCAAGACAGCCAACAAGCUCAUCGAGCAUGUGCGUGUCCACACCGGCGAGCGGCCCUUCCACUGUGACCAGUGCAGCUACAGCUGCAAGCGCAAAGACAAUCUCAACCUGCACAAGAAGCUGAAACACGCCCCGCGCCAGACCUUCAGCUGCGACGAGUGCCUGUUCAAGACCACCCACCCCUUCGUCUUCAGCCGCCACGUGAAGAAACACCAGAAUGGGGGGGACUGUGUGGAGGAGGAGAAGAAGGGCCAGAGUCCAGCCCCCAAGGACCCCACUCCCGGGGGUCCCCUCCUUGUGGUGGGGAGGUCCCGGAACCUUUUGUCUCCCCUCUCGAUCAUGUCCGCCUCCCAGGCCUUGCAGACAGUGGCACUGUCAGCUGCCCACGGCAGCAGCUCAGAACCCAACCUGGCGUUCAAGGCCUUGGCUAUCAACGGCUCCUCUUUGCGCUUUGAUAAGUAUCGGAACUCGGAUUUUGCCCAUCUGAUUCCCUUGACGAUGCUUUACCCCAAGAACCACUCGGAUCUCACAUUCCACCCUCCCCGACCUCAGACUGCACCUCCUAGCAUCACCUCACCCAAACACUCCUUCCUUGCCUAUCUCGGAUUGACAGAAAGGGCAGAGACUGUCUGAGGGCAGCCUUGUUUCUGUACCAAAAACCAACACACACACACACACACUCUCACACACACCACAACUCCAGCAGGUAUGUGUUGCUACAAAACCCAGAGACAGACAGGGGUCUGUACCCUGUGUACUGAAUAUCAUUCAUGAGGUUUAGAGAAGUGGCCCUCUGAGUGUGCUCAUUGCAUUGACGCGAAAGCUGCUUGAUUCAGCCUUCAGAGAGGUGACCUGUUGCAUUCUCCUACCUUCAGAGGCAUGUCUUCCCUCCACCCCCUUCCCUGCCCCUCGCUUUUAUCUUGAAGAAAUUUUGCCUCGUUAGUCAAAGGCUGACGAGAGUGUCCUCAAUGGCAAUCAGCACUUGUAAGGUGACAUACUGGUGCAUUUUCUUUUUGUUUGGGUGAGUUGGCUGCGUGAGUGAGCGUGAGUGCUUGUUGGCAAAGUGAGACUGUGUCGGCUCACGGGCCACACCGUUUCUUUUGCCUGUUCUUUGUCCUGGCUUAUUUCCUGAGGAGGAGCUUGUUUUCCUCGGUGAGUUGGUACAUUGCCCUCGCCUCUUUCCCCAGGGUCCUUCGACACCUUCCCCUCUAUAGUUCUGAGCACCAGGAUUGUAGGGCCCAGGGCUUGAGCUGACGAAGGGAUUGACCAGCCUCUUCAGUAUUGCCUGAGAUUUCUAACAGAACAUCGAGUCUUACCCUCUGAUCUUCACUGGCUCUGAAGGUGAGGGGAUGGGGCAGUCCAUCUGGAAGAAAUAACUCAGCACUGCAGCUGAUGCCACCCAAAGCACCGCACGUGGGUGUCCACGCACACACCCACGUGGAUGCACACCCCUGGAUACAAUCUUUUUGGUAAGGGCUCCAGAGAGUGCGACUUUUUGAAAGGGCCAAUCAGAUAGAUCCCACAUUAAUGCAAUGGUUAUCUUUUUGUUUGCAGGAACCAUUUGGUAUGAGUGAAAAAUUGGAUGUUGGUUAUAACCAGCCAAGGGGAGUAAAAUGGGGUUUGGAUAAAUUCUGGGUAUAAAUGCUCAGACUAAAAAAACAAAAGGCAGGUUUGCACAGUGCUUUUAGACUUGCACUAGCUUGUGUUUCUCAUCUGAAAAACAAAAGGGAAGGAAAGGAAAGGAAAAGAGGAAAAAAUGGACCUGUACUUUGGAAUGGAGACUGUGUCAGAAAAGUUAAUUUAAAACUUCUUUAAAAUAUAAAGACACAACAAAAGGUGCUGUUUGAACAUACUGUUCAGUUCUAUGCCCCUCCCCACCCCCAGCAAAAAAAAAAGUCUCAGUUGUAUUUGCAGAUCUUCUGGCUAUAUGUAUAUUCUCCUCCAUGUUAUCGGUAAAAACUGUAUUCCAUUUCGUUAACACCUGGUAGGACCAUACCCUGCUAGGAAGCUAACUUUAGACUUAUUUAAAGCUCUUAUUUUGUGGUCAUUAAAAUGACAACUUAUACGCAGCACUUUAUUGUAGCAAGAAGCAGAUGUGGAUUGGUUGCGGAACCCUUUGUUGAUCUGGGAAGGCAACAGGUGAUUUUAAAAGAAAAUCUUUGAGUAUUUUCAUUGCUUUUGUAUUUUUAAGACAACAGGAUUUCCAGUGUGAAACAGGCCUAAAGAGCAGGAAAGAAAUGUGCUUUGUAUAGUAAUGGGAAGUCUAGAAAAUGAAUUUUUUUAUAUAUAUAUAUAUAUAUAUAUUAUUUAUCUCUUGAAAGGAGCUGGUGUACAGGAGGGAUGCUUUCUUAUUAUGUUGCUGUUUUCCCACAGUGUGCUAGCCUAGAAUUGGGAUUUGGUUUGGUUUUGUUUUUUUUGUUUAUUUGUUUGUUUUUUGUUUUUUUCAUCUGUUUCACCAGGAAAAAUAAAGUAGCUCUAAUUUUUCUUCCUCCAGGCAAUUCCCUUUACUGACUGCCACCUUGAACUUGGUACAGUUCUACAGGAAGCCAGAUGACUGUACUGUCUAAUCCUCACUGUAGGCUGCCCCUUUCCCAAUCUCUUACCUUUCCCCACCCCCUGGCAGGCAUGUUCCAGUCCCCUAGGGGGAAAGCCUGUUCUGUGCACUAGGUGAGCCUGUUUACACUAAGGAGAAGGGUAGACAGGGGCUGGAGGGAGGGCUUCAGAAGGUAAGGAGGAUGAGGCUCCUGUCUGCUCCUCCCCCCCCCACCUCCCCCAGCCAUUUUUCCUCAGUUUUGUUCUUAGCAAGUGGCCAUUGGAGGUCUGGGAUUUGACCUUGCCACGGCAAUGUUUCUCAGUUGAAAAUGCAGUACAUACACUCCAAGAAAUCCUGGGGCAGCUGGG